AUGUCACCACCAGCCUCCAGACUCCAAGCAAUAACCUCUCAUAUCCUCCACCCAUUCAGCUCUUCUCCUUCACCGCAAGCCACAAACAUCCACCAACUCUCACCUACAUUCUUCUUACCCCGUGCGGCCGAAAUUGAGCCCGAAGCCACCGCCAUAUACCAUGUCACAGCCAACAAUCGGGUCUUGCGCCGUAGCUACAUCGAAUUCGCGGACCGCGCCCGGGGCCUUGCCUACUUUCUCAUGAAGCAUGGUUUCAAGAGAGUUGGGAUUCUGGCACCUAAUACGCCGGCGUUUUUGGAAUCUAUCUUUGGGAUUGCAGCGGCUGGAGGUAUCAAUGUUGCCGUGAACUAUCGGCUGAAGAUGGAGGAUAUUUCUUAUAUUUUUGAGUUUGGUGAGGUGGACUCCAUAAUCGUUGAUGCCGAGUAUGUGCAUCUCCUGGACGAUUUCCGGAAACAACACCCUUCUGUACCUUUCAUUGUGGAUACAGAUACAGAUGCCACGGCUGGGCAGCUGUCAGGUCCGUUUGAUGAAGCUGUUCUAGAAGGCCUAGGGCAUGAUGAAGCGACGGGAAGCAAAGGAUGGGAAGGUUUGAAGGCCCAGUGCGACGACGAAAAUGCUGCGAUUGCAAUUCCAUUUACAAGCGGCACAACUGCUAAGCCAAAGGGCGUCGUUUAUACCCAUCGUGCAUUCCCCUGGGCCGUGACUGCAGUACGGGGCACACAUUAUUGCCUACGCAAAAUUGAUUACCCCCUGAUCUGGACCCUUCUCAAAGACGAAAAGAUAACACACUUCAACGCCGCACCUACCGUCAACACCAUUCUGUGUGCCUCUAAAUCAGCAGUCAAGCUCGAGCAACCGGUCCGUGUAACCGUAGCAGCCUCUCCACCAACUGCCCAUCUAUUUGAGCAAAUGACAAAUCUUAAUCUCUUUCCCGUGCACGUCUACGGUCUUACAGAGACAUACGGUCCAAUCACCAAAGGUUACCAUAUGCCUGUAUGGGAAACUCUCCCUCUAAAAGAGAAAUACGCUCGUAUGGCGCGCCAAGGACACGGGUUCAUCACAGCGUUGCCUAUUCGAGUCGUGAAGACAGAGCAGCCCGAAGGUGUGCUUAUUGAUGUGAAGAAAGACGGGAAGGAAAUCGGAGAGAUUGUAUUUCUUGGGAAUAUCUGCGCCAAGGAGUAUUUUAAGGAUCCGGAGGCGACCCGGAAACUGUUUGAUGGGGGUGUACUACAUAGUGGGGAUUUGGCCGUUUGGCAUGCCGAUGGAAGUACGCAAAUUUUAGACAGGGCGAAGGACAUUAUCAUAUCUGGUGGGGAGAACAUCUCCUCCGUGGCCCUCGAAGCAAUGCUAGUUCAAAAUCCCGAUGUCCUCGAAGCUGGCGUCGUCUCCGUCCCUGACUCUCACUGGGGCGAACGUCCCAAGGCCUUCAUCACAGUGCAAGCCGGGAAAUCCCUCACAGGAGAAGCUCUAAUUGCGUGGGCGAAGAAUGAGAGUUCAAUAAGUAAAUUUAUGGUCCCGCGAGAGGUGGAAGUUGUCGAUGAGUUGCCCAAGACCAGCACUGGGAAGCUGAAGAAGAAUGUUUUGAGAGCGUGGGCGAAGGGCGAUCGCAGCGUCAAACUGGGUGACGUAUUAGGCGCUUUUGGAUAUUAG
Venustampulla echinocandica is the source of this 1650-nucleotide messenger RNA. Its product is annotated as putative 2-succinylbenzoate-CoA ligase. The transcript has 5 exons. The record is from RefSeq and is a predicted model, not a curated record. Lineage: Eukaryota; Fungi; Ascomycota; Leotiomycetes; Helotiales; Pleuroascaceae. Bases 1 to 1650 code for a protein of 549 amino acids.